This is a messenger RNA of Neltuma alba, 1903 nucleotides long. RefSeq names its product endoglucanase 25-like. NCBI's taxonomy places the organism in Eukaryota, Viridiplantae, Streptophyta, Magnoliopsida, Fabales, Fabaceae. Gene Ontology annotation, biological process: carbohydrate metabolic process. The transcript is spliced from 6 exons. The record is from RefSeq and is a predicted model, not a curated record. Gene Ontology annotation, molecular function: hydrolase activity, hydrolyzing O-glycosyl compounds. The coding region runs from base 1 to 1842 and encodes 613 amino acids.
AUGAUCAUGCCUCCAACAGAGUCUUCUGCUUUUGAAACAGAGAAGCACCCUGUGAGAUAUGCCCACACGGUUUCAGAGGGAGGUCGCCUUCUGCCUUCAGCUAGCCGCUGGAACUCCACAGCCCUUGACUGUAACCUUGCCCCUAACUCUUCCACUACUUAUCAUCCUAUCCCCUCCAGUUACACAAAAUCCGUUGAUUACAGUCUUGCUAUCACUGACAGGAAACACUUCUAUCGUUUCCUUUUUAUAGUAGUAUCAAUCAUUUUUCUUGUCAUAGCAGCUGUUCUGCUGGUGCACUUCUUGUCUCAGUCUCACAAGCAUAGGCACCAAAGAUCUUCAGGGAAUCUCAAACUUGCAAUCAACCAAGCACUAACAUUUUAUGAUGCCCAAAAGUCUGGACACUAUCCAAGGAAUAGUCCGGUGAAAUUUCGAGGAGACUCAGGGCUGGAAGACGGGCUGAACACACCUGAAAAUCUUAUUGGUGGAUUUUAUGAUUCUGGCAAUAACAUUAAGUUCACCUUCACCACAGCCUACACAGUGACCUUGUUGAGUUGGACUGUGAUAGAAUAUCAGGGUAAAUAUGCUGAUAUUGGUGAGCUUGAUCAUGUCAGGGACAUAAUCAGAUGGGGUAGUGACUACUUGCUCAAGGUGUUUGUUCUCCCAAAUGUAACUGCUCAAACCCCCUUGAUACUGUAUUCUCAGGUUGGAAGUACUGUUGUGAAUAAUAAUGGUGAGCGUAAUGAUAUAACGUGCUGGCAAAGACCUGAAGACAUGGCUUAUGCGAGACCAGUUUCACAGUGUAAUAGCUCUGACUCAGACUUAGCCGGUGAACUUAUUGCAGCACUAUCUGCUGCGUCGUUAGUAUUUCAAGAGGACAAGGACUAUUCAGCAAGACUAGUCAAAGCAGCAAAAAGCCUUUAUGAUAUAGUUACUACUGAGGAUCCUUCAUUGCAAGGGAAGUACACGACCAAUGAUGUUUGUGGAAGAGAAGCAAGAAUGUUUUACAACUCAUCUGGUUAUGAAGAUGAAUUAGCAUGGGGAGGAACUUGGCUGUACAUCGCCACUAGAAACAUAUCUUAUCUUCAGUUCGCUGCUGACACUUUCAAGUCAGCCAAGAACAAUGAAACAGAUUUGGACAGAGGGGUCUUCUAUUGGAAUAAUAAGCUCAGUGCUACUGGGGUUUUACUAUCGCGCAUUCUGUACUUUCAAGACCCCGGCUCGUCUCAAGAUGCUUUGAUAUUGUCAUCAAACUUGACAGAAUCCCUCAUGUGUUCUUUUUUAUUUAACAAAUAUUCCAGCAGGACACCGGGUGGGUUGAUCAUCUUAAAACCUGCUGAUGAGCCAUUACUCCAAUACGCUGUAACAUCCUCUUUUCUCAGUAAACUGUAUAGCGAUUAUCUUGAUCAUCAGAAACUAUCUGGCGCAAGUUGCGACACAGAUGUAUACUCUUUGCAGAUGCUCCAUGAUUUUGCCAAUUCUCAGGUUAAGUACAUCCUGGGACAGAACCCGAUGAAGAUGAGCUAUAUGGUUGGUUAUGGAGACAAGUUUCCAUUGCAGGUUCAUCAUAGAAGUGCAUCAAUCCCGUGGGAUGGUCAGCAAUAUAGUUGUGAUGGGGGGAAAAGAUGGUUGAACUCAGAAAGCCCAAAUCCACAAGUUCUUUUGGGAGCCAUGGUAGGAGGACCGGGCCUACGUGAUAAUUUCCUAGAUGAUAGGAAACAACCAAGGUUCACUGAACCGACCAUAGCAAACAAUGCUGGUUUAGUUGCAGCACUUAUUGCUCUUCAAGAUCCUCCGCUCUCAAAUUCAAAAGAUGUGAAGGACUCAAUUUUGGGAUGGAAAUGAUGGGUAUAAUUGAAAUGCUUCUGAUUAUUCCUCUUGAUUCCUCCAUUAUCUUUAAAGUCUU